Messenger RNA from Trichomycterus rosablanca, 3019 nucleotides. RefSeq names its product inositol polyphosphate-5-phosphatase E (gene inpp5e). Bases 199 to 2112 code for a protein of 637 amino acids. The transcript has 11 exons. Gene Ontology annotation, molecular function: inositol-polyphosphate 5-phosphatase activity; phosphatidylinositol-4,5-bisphosphate 5-phosphatase activity. Gene Ontology annotation, cellular component: nucleus; axoneme; Golgi apparatus. Gene Ontology annotation, biological process: phosphatidylinositol dephosphorylation. NCBI's taxonomy places the organism in Eukaryota, Metazoa, Chordata, Actinopteri, Siluriformes, Trichomycteridae. The record is from RefSeq and is a predicted model, not a curated record.
AAUUGUGUCUGAAGGGGUGUGGCUAAAAUGUGCAGGCGUGGGCGGGGCCGGAUGUGCAGGCGUCUGAGGCGAGCUGUUGCCGCUCAGGCGUUGCCUAGGAAGUUAAAAGUUGCUGGGAUACGAGAAUCUAGCCGGAGGAAUGUGAACAUGUAAGGACCAUGGCACUUGUUUCCAUCUGAUAAUAAGUCUGAGAGUAGGAUGAAUGAGAAUGAAGAACCCAUCGUCCCAUUCCAGCCUGUGGAAGUAAAGUCAGGUGAAAAAGCCUGCAGGAAUGAUUUCACUACCUUCAGCAGUGAAGUGGCAAACGACAAAAGUAACCAAAAGCAGUUCAGAGGUUCCGAAUCUACUGAAGUGUUUGAAAUCUCUCAAGAUGAGCAAAUGCAGAUUAGUCCUUACAUGCCUCAUCCACCCUUGCUCCCCAAGUCACCUGGUAUGGGAAAAGGAAGCAGGAAAAUGUCGCUUGAGGAAAAGGUAAGAGGAGGAAGAAGAAGACUGAGGUCCAGCCAAGAGAGCCUCACUGACCGAGGGGAGAUGUGCUCCUCAAAUGACUCCCUUAAUUCAACCUUUCCUGCUCCUGGUAGCCCUAUGAGUUUAAGAAAUGGCAUAAACUCAGGGGAUAGGCAUUUCAGUCAGAUGGUGAGGGAAUCCCCACCAUUCCGGGAUCGAUGUAGCAGCUUGUGUGAGGAGGAUAAACAUCCUAAUACUGGACAGCACCCGAAACCCUCCAAAAUCAUUCUUUCUCCUCUACAGCUCACCAGAGCAUUUCCUCCUCUAGAGUGCAGCAUUUCUUCCUUGACCUUAAGGAGCACUAAUCAGAUUGACAGGGAUUGCGUGGAUUAUGGUAAAGGGACCCGGCCAGAAAAGCUGCAAAGAAACCUCAGUGACAGCCGACUGUGGGACACCAUGGUUUCAGACAACACUUCGGUCAACUCUAUGAAGUCCAACUUUAGUGUGCUAAACCCAAUCCGUCCCAAGGAUGUCAGAAACAGGAGCUUUUUGGAGGGCAGUUUGUUGGGCAACAGGGCCUUACUUGGUGCUGAAGAAUUAGAGCGUUACUUUCCUGAAAGGCAUUUGGGGAUUUUUACUGUCACUUGGAACAUGCAGGGUGAGAAGGGGCUUCCAGACAACCUAGAUGACCUGCUGCUCCCAGCUGACCAUGAAUCAACGCAAGACUUCUAUAUCAUUGGGGUUCAGGAGGGAUGCCCUGAUAGGAGAGAGUGGGAGAUCCGACUACAGGAAACACUAGGACCAUAUUAUGUUAUGCUUUAUUCAGCUGCACAUGGAGUUCUGUAUCUCAACGUCUUCAUUCGCAGGGAUCUUAUAUGGUUCUGUUCUGAGGUGGAACAUGCUACUGUGACCACUCGAAUCAUCUCACAGAUUAAGACCAAGGGCGCAGUGGGCAUUGGAUUCACAUUUUUUGGGACGUCCUUCCUUUUCAUCACAUCUCAUUUUACUUCUGGAGAUUCCAAAGUGUAUGAGAGAAUAUUGGACUACAACAAGAUCAUCGAAGCUUUGGCGCUUCCCAGGGGUCUUCCAGACACCAACCCAUAUCGUUCCAUUGCCUCUGAUGUGACCACCCGAUUUGAUGAGGUCUUUUGGUUCGGGGACUUCAACUUUCGCCUGAAUCAAGAGCGGGAAAGGGUGGAGGCUAUUUUGAAGCAGCACACUGAGAACAACAUGGAUGUACUUCUUCAACAUGAUCAGCUGUCCAAAGAAAUAAAAGAUGGUUCCAUCUUUAAAGGAUUUCAGGAAGCCCCUAUUCACUUUGCACCCACCUACAAAUUUGACAUUGGCUGUGAUGUUUAUGACAGCACUUCAAAGCAGAGAACUCCAUCAUAUACAGAUCGGAUUCUUUUCAGGAGCAGACAAGCAGAUGAUAUCAAAGUGGUUAAGUACACGUCCUGCUCAUCUAUCAAGACCUCAGAUCACCGGCCUGUCAUUGCCAUGUUCCAGGUUAAACUCCGACCUGGAAGAGACAAUAUUCCAUUGGGAGCGGGUCUGUUCGACAGAGCUGUGUACCUUGAGGGCAUCAAAAGGAGGAUUACAAGAGAGCUGAAGAGGAGGGAGGCCAUGAAAAACCAGAGCAACAGCGCAGUCUGUUCAAUUUCCUGAACCAGGAUCAGCCGGCUUUCGUGGAUUCCAUGUUUUGAGCUACUGACCCGGGAAGCUGGACUUUCAGGACUAUAGUGGUGCUCAAAACUAAGAGAGCUGUACACUGGGGGACUAACUCAUGACCCAGGUUUGUAAGUAGUGUUUAACACUCUUGCACAUUAGAGCUUGAAAAAGGCUGUGCCUACAGAUUAAAGACUGGCAGCUAGAGUUGGCAUGAACAAUGCACACAGAAGGGCAGCAGUCAUACAGGGAAUUACCAGAAAGUAAGAGAAUUUCAAGAACAUAUUUUAAUAGCAUACCUAAUUGUGUACUGUUUUAUUCACGUUUGUAUAAACUUAUGUUUAAGGUUGUAAGCAAUUUCUCAUAUAACUGACAGUGUUUAACGGUCUUGUGCAAUUAACGGCUCAAUUUUUCUACGUCAUAUUUAUUACUAGUAUUUAUAUCCUGAAUCUUGUUACCGACUUGAGAUAAUAGAGAAAUAUCCUAAUAGUUUCCAGUGUCCACUUUUACCCUUAAAGUAAAAGCUUUAUCAUAACUAUAAUGAUUUGAUGGACCGCUUGUUUGAGCUACAGUUAUUUGGUCAGUCAGGAUUGUUGUCCAUUGCCUUAACUUGUUAUAUUAAUAUAAUUCAGCCUUUUUGUUGAUGUCAACUAGCCUCAAAUACUGUACAAGGGUAACAUUGAUUUGAAGUAACUAAACCUUUCUGGCAUGAGCCUAAAACAGAAGUGUCAAGACUGAAUCAUGUAAUAUUACACUUCUCACACACUGCAGAUGGAAAGUGCCUACAAUAUUGUAUUGUCUGUUACUUUUCCAGAAUGUUCUGUUGUAUCAACCCAAAUAACUGCAUGUUCUAAAUGUUUACAGUAAUACAAAAAAAGUUACGUCUGAUUUACAUGAGUUUGAGUAU